Molecule: messenger RNA, 1383 nt
Organism: Armigeres subalbatus
Lineage: Eukaryota; Metazoa; Arthropoda; Insecta; Diptera; Culicidae
Exons: 1
Coding region: 1-1383 (460 amino acids)
Source: RefSeq, a predicted model, not a curated record
AUGUAUCCGAACUGCGACGUGUGUAACAGAUCGCCCCAUCCACUCUAUCAGUGUGGAAAAUUCAUUCAUAUGAACUCAGAGGAAAGACUUUCUGCGGUUAGGGAACAAAGGUUGUGUGGCAACUGUUUAAAGCAGCAUCUCGGGGAACCAUGCAAAUCAGGAAAUUGUCGGAAAUGUGGCCAAUUCCACCACACCUUGCUGCAUGCUGCUCUUGUGUUCCCCAUCGAACAACAAGCUGAAUCAACAUCGUAUGAAGCUCGACCCAGCGAUGGUGCGGCCGCUCACUCGUUGAUUUCGGCUCUUGAUUCCACUGCUAAUUUCGACGCAUCUAACGUGCUACUCGCCACCGUUUCCAUUAAUGUCUUAGAUAAGCAAGGGCGGCCGCAUACCUGUCGCGCCGUCUUGGAUUGCGCGUCUCAAGUAAGUUUCAUCAGUGAAAGUUUGUGUAGAAAACUAAAUCUGGAUUUGAUGGAGGCCGAUAUGGAUCUAGAAGGUAUCUCGUCAACUCCCGCUCAUGUAGAUAAAUGCGUCGAAAUAGUUGUAGCAUCCCGUUGCUCAGACUAUCGAACCACAGUUCCGUGUAUGGUGCUUGAGAAAAUCACUAAAACGCUUCCAGUGAAAGCAGCGAAUAUCGACGGUUGGCGCAUCCCAACAGAGAUCAAUCUGGCCGAUCCCCUCUUUCACCUUCCUGGUAAAAUACACGUUCUGCUUGGCAUUGAACUCUUUUUCCAGCUGUUAGAGCCUGUAAAAAUUUCUCUAAGCCCUGACGACAAUCUUCCAACGUUGCACAACACCAAACUAGGGUGGGUUGUUGCAGGUCGCGUUCGUGAUACCAAUGUAGCGCCGAACACAUCGUCUCCAACGUGUUUGUUGGCUACUGCCGAUAAUAGCCUGGAUCAGCAAUUACGUCGUUUCUGGGAGUUGGAGGAGUAUUCGAAAAUGGCACCGCAUCUCAGUGAAGAAGAAAAGCAGUGUGAAGAUCACUUCUACAAGCACACUAUUCGAAACGCUUCUGGAAAAUAUACUGUCCGUUUACCUUUCUUGCACUCUCCAAGUCAACUAGGCGAUUCGAAACAUAUGGCCGAGACACGUCUGAGUCACAUUGAAAGGAAACUGAAUCGGAAUCCCUAUCUCAAGCAAGAGUACCAUUCGUUUCUCAAGGAAUACUGUGAGCUGGGGCAUAUGACACUAACUGAAAGCCCUGCACCGAAAAAUACAGUCUACUUACCUCAUCAUUGUGUUGUAAAGGAAGAUAGUUCAACAACAAAAUGUCGCGUCGUCUUCGAUGCCUCCGCGAAAACCACCAGCGGAAAAUCCCUCAAUGAUGUACUGAUGACUGGGCCCGUUUUGCAGGACUCGUUAAUAAUCGUUAAUAAUCGUUAA